Molecule: messenger RNA, 477 nt
Organism: Pelobates cultripes (western spadefoot toad)
Lineage: Eukaryota; Metazoa; Chordata; Amphibia; Anura; Pelobatidae
Source: the annotation of a GenBank genome assembly
AUGGACACAUUACAUACCCUAAAACCUAAACUUCUCCCGACUACCACAGCAGUACUAAAGGUAUGGGAUGAAUUUAUGGGUUCACUAGGUUGGAAAUCACAUCUCCACCCCAAAGCCCCACUGACAGUGCUCAAAGCUCUAUCUCCAGAUCUUCCCAUGCAUACAUGGAGCUGUUUGGUCAUCACCCCUAUUGCCCAAAUAUAUGAUAGACAUACCUUCAGACCAUUCCACGAUUUGCAGAUUAUAUGGAACAUCCCUGCACGCCACCAAUUUACUUACCUCCAACUUAAAAGUCUCCUGACGGCCCAUGUCCUGCACAAACCAUCUGUAGAUGAUACAACCCCGUUAACGCCUCAGUUGACACUGGACAGAUGUUGGACAGCACCUAAGAAACCCAAAGCCCUGUCGCUAUGUUACAAAACUUGGCUAGAACUGACACCCCAGACUAACCCAGAAUGCAAGAACCAAUGGGACUGA